AUGUCAAGCUUUCUUAAAGUUUUUAUUUUACUGCUUGUUCUUCCUCUAGUUUUAACUCAACCAGUGGUUAAUAAUGUUCUGUCCUAUGGUGCAAUCGGCGAUGGCCUCAAAGACGAUACUAGUAGUUUGUUGAAAGCAUGGGAGGCCACAUGCAAAUCAUCUGCUUCCUCAGCAACCAUGUACUUUCCUCCAAAUCGCGUGUUUCUGACUCAUCCUCUGCUUCUUAAAGGCCCAUGCAAGGCGGAAGUCGUGAGAGUGGAGAUCAAUGGCACAAUCACCGCGCCAAGCGAGCCUAAAAAUUGGAAGUGUGGUUCUGAUAAUUGUGAUACUUGGUUACACUUCUCUCACAUGUAUGGAAUUGAGAUCUCUGGCUCUGGAACCAUCUCUGGCCGCGGUCAAAAAUGGUGGGACAUGAAGCGCGAUAAAGACAAGCCUGCUGCCUUGAGGAUUACUAAUUCUAGGAAUGUUGGGCUUAGUGGAUUGAGAUUUAAAGAUAAUCCAAAGAUGCACAUUGUGCUUAAUGGGGUGCAAACUGCAUACCUCUCUUAUUUAAAGAUUGAGGCACCGGGUCAUAGUCCUAACACGGAUGGCAUUCAUAUAGGCGAGUCCACGGAUGUCCACAUUCAGCAUUGUAACAUUGGGACCGGAGACGAUUGCAUAUCUAUUGGAGGUGGAUCUAAUUGUUGGAAGUUUGUCAUUUUGAGCACAAAUUUGAGUGAGGCUCGGCUACGUGCUCGUGGCGGAUGCAUUCCUCAGUUCUCUGAUGUCUCUGGAAAUAGCUUUUGUAUUAGUGGAGAAUAG
Messenger RNA from Daucus carota subsp. sativus, 801 nucleotides. Its product is annotated as probable polygalacturonase At3g15720. The record is from RefSeq and is a predicted model, not a curated record. The coding region runs from base 1 to 801 and encodes 266 amino acids. NCBI's taxonomy places the organism in Eukaryota, Viridiplantae, Streptophyta, Magnoliopsida, Apiales, Apiaceae. Gene Ontology annotation, biological process: carbohydrate metabolic process. Gene Ontology annotation, molecular function: polygalacturonase activity. The transcript has 2 exons.